AAAAAAAACUGGAUAUAGAAAUUAGAAUGACAAGAAGUUUUAAUAUAUUAUAUAUAGCUGCAAAGACUGUAUUUCUAGUCUACUUAUGGCAAAGGCAGAAAGGCACUGAUGUGAUAUGAGAAAGUUGUAGUGUUUUUACCGGUAUUUUUUCGUCAAUUUUGCAUAUCAAAUUGUAUUUCCUGGCCCAUCUUGGCUAUUUAUUAUUGAUCAGCAAGUUUGCAAAUAAAUAUGACAAUAUUUUGUAGUUAGGUAGAAAUCAUGGGGAUAAAUAUUUACAUUAUUAGCGUCUCGGUGGUUGGAUUGGCCAUUAUGUAUUUGCAAUUUUCUGGAAUUUUUGGCUCCUCUGCUAUCCCUGCCAUUCGGAUAUUCUUGGCCUGCAUUGGUGGAAUAAUAUGUGGAUUUGUUUUGGUUUUAAGAAACAGCAAAUAUAGGAAGGGAACAAUGCCGGAAAAACCAAAGAAUGUUCAAGACAUGUCGGAUUUUAUGGACAAAGUCACUUGGACCCACUUCCAUGUGCCGUAUAAACAUUCAACUAUAGUUACAAACUCUAUUGACAAGGAAAUUCAAGAAGUAUUUGACCUAUUUAUUAGAGACUUUUGUCUGUCUUGGUUUCAGAAUUUAGGCAAGGAUGAACAUGCCUUUAAAGAGACACUCACUAAAGAAUUAUGGGAUAUCACAGACAGUUUUGUAUCAAAAUUGCAACAUGUUGACAUGGUGAAAUUUUUGUCGAAUGAUUUGGUUAAUUUAUUAUGCAGUCAUUUUCAAGAACUUAGGUUGUCAGAUCAGCGACGAUUUCCUGGAACAGCCAAGCCGUUUGUACUACACCCAUGUUUGUCUAACGAUACUGCUGAACUUGAAUAUCUUCGCUCUGCAUCAGAAGCCAUGCUUUAUGCACUCCUCUCAAAAACAAAUUCAGAUUCAGCACCCUUGAUGAUUCUACUUAGAGAAAUUUUGGCCUACACAGUUUUCCAACCACUGUUCGAGAGGAUAUGUGACCCAGAUUACAUUAACCAAACACUGUUAUGGUAUCUUGAGUCGAAAGAGAAGCUAUCAGAAUCACACAAGAAAGAGUAUGCUUAUGCAGAAACCUAUGAAGAAUUUAUAAGGUUGAUUAAUACCAGCCAAGAUAUUGAGCAUGUCAAGGGCUUGAGGUAAUUUGUUUAAAUUUUAUGAACCAUAAGAUGUACUAAGAUCAGAUUAUAGUUAAUAGUAUUAUAUCUCACAUGCCAAUUAUCAGAAAGCUAGGUUCAUGCCUCAUGAGCAUGAAUUUAUCAUUAAAGCAUGACUUAUGUCACGAUGCAGCAGGUGAUGUCAAUUGUAUCACAUGCUGGGUGAUUUAUAAUCAUAUCACCUGAGUGGGUGAUUUGAGUUGUGAAACCAUGCAUGGUCAUGCAUUUUAAUUAAGCAUUGAAGAAAGCUCUUUUUAUUGAAGAUUUUGAAGCAAAUACAGUAUUAUGAAGAACCUUACCUUCAACAAUCCAAAGGAAAGUAGCAACAAAACCUAGUCCAUGUCAAAAAAUAGAAACAUAUGUUUAUAUAUAGGCUUGAAAUUAAAUAGCAAGUUUGUAGUUGAGAAACUUUAAAUUUUGGUGUUAUACUGCAUGUAUAUCAUUUAUAGACCCCCUGCCUGGGGGCUAUCAAUGAAAUACAGUAUUACCCUCAGUGAUGAUAUUUCCCUUGGUGCUUUGCCCUCAGGAAAUAUCAUCACUGACAGAGGUGAAUUAUUUUUAAUUAUAAUCAUCAAAAUUUGAAAAGUUGCUUGACACUCGCUUGGUCUUGUGUCUACCCAGCUGACACUGUAACAGGCCAGUUUUGUAAAUUGGGUGGAGUUAACAUAGAAUGGAGACGGAGAAAAAUGCAGGGUUGAUAUGAGUGGCAAAUUGUAUGAUAAGUUGCAAUCAUUGCCACUUUUAAAGGCCUUUUUAACAUAUGAUUUCCUUCUUUUGAGGUGCUAUAGACACAGUAAAGCUUCAUACUGUACAGUGGCUCCUCAACUGCACUGUACAGUAGCUCCUCAACUGCACUGAACAGUAGCUCCUCAACUGCACUGAACACUAGCUCCUCAACUGCACUGAACAGUAGCUCCUCAACUGCACUGAACAGUAGCUCCUCAACUGCACUGAACAGUAGCUCCUCAACUGCACUGAACAGUAGCUCCUCAACUGCACUGAACAGUAGCUCCUCAACUGCACUGAACAGUAGCUCCUCAACUGCACUGAACAGUGGCUCCUCAACUGCACUGAACAGUAGCUCCUCAACUGCACUGUACAGUAGCUCCUCAACUGCACUGAACAGUAGCUCCUCAACUGCACUGAACAGUAGCUCCUCAACUGCACUGUACAGUAGCUCCUCAACUGCACUGGAUAGUAACUCCUCAACUGCACUGAACAGUAGCUCCUCAACUGCACUGAAUAGUAGCUCCUCAACUGCACUGAACAGUAGCUCCUCAACUGCAAUGAAUAGUAGCUCCUCAACUGCACUGAACAGUAGCUCCUCAACUGCACUGCACUUGAAAACAUUGUUUGAGCAAAAUGCCAAAAUCAUAACACAAAGUUUUUAAUAUCCAAUGUUGCACUAAUGUCCAGGCAUGGUUUAUUCACUUGGGAAUUAAGAUCUGUUUUUUGUUAAGUUUCCAGUCAAGUGACUGUAUUUUACACAACACUUAGUCAAAUGAGGUUUGUAAAGAGAUUAUUAACAAUAAUUUUUUGAAGUAGGCUUAUUAGUUAUCACUAUAUGCAUGAUCUAACGACUUUAUUUAAAAAAAUUCACCUCAAUUCCUCAAAUGGGGCAGCUCCAUGAACCCCCAGUUCUGUUAAAUGGAGUGUAUGAAAAAUUAACAUUUGCAUAUUUAAUAAUUAUUUACGCGAAUUUGAUCGACUUGGGCUCGCGAAUAUGAUGGCAUUUACACGCCAUACUAUGCCAUAUUACUUCUAUAUACGGCGUAAUUUGUAAUAUUGUAUACAUGCAUAAAAGAUUGAGGUAGCAUCUGGUACACGUACGUCUGUAGGAAAUCCGUUCUGAAUGUGAAAACGUCAGCCACUUAAUUUUAAAAGAAUAAAAAAACACGUCUAUCUCCACCACCUCUAUCUCUGUUAAUAACGAACGAUAUAUGUACCUCAUCGUACCCAAUUCCAAAAGAUCAUUGUGUUCUCACAAAAAGUCGUACAUUUGUUCCCAACCCUCCCUCGCAGCUAGGCAACUUGGUGGCAAACGGCAAAAUUAUUUAAUUCUGACGAAGAUGAAUCUCUCUCCUCCUCAGAGGUUAUUAAUAAUCGUUCGCGUGCUCCCGCAUUACUUCUGUCCAGCACCAUAUACCGAUUAAGUUCUAGAGCUGUUAGAAGAUGUCCGAAGAACAAUUAAUGACGUCUGCGGAGGGAAGAAAAGAUGAAUCGAGAAGACUAGUGUUUUUUCUCUUUUAAAUUCACUGGCUGACGUGUUAUACUCGCAAUAGAGACUUAAAGAGUGACGUUAACAGCAGACCGCUAACGGCAAACUUCAAAUUGUAUUUUAAGAUCAACAGUUAGCCGUAGGAAGUUACGACAAAUUGUACUUAAACUUGAAGCACGAGUUUGAUACUUAGCCGUCGCAAACGUGGUACCUUUAAAAUGAGAUUUGAAGUUUGCCAUUUGCGAGGUCUCUAAUGAAUACCCUGGCCGCCUAGAAACAUUCGCCAGGCGCUGCUCGGGGCAAAUUGGGACUCUAAUGAUAAUCCAUCGUCCAAAGAUCUUUGAUGGUCCUGAAGGGGGGGUCCCAAUCCCAUUUCCCACCUGAAAUUUUGGCAAAAUCCCAGUCCCAGUUGCAUUUUUAUUAGAAAUCCCAGUCCGAGUUAUUGAAAUCCCAGUCAAUAAAAAAACCUUUAUUUAUCGGUACAAUAAACAGUUUUAAGACUUUUAAGCUGCCGUGUGUGCAAGUGGCGAACACUUUAUGAAAUAUGGUGGGAGCUUCGUGCCGAAGGCACGGAAAAUUUUUAAAUUUGAAUCCCGGAAAUGGCAUUUGCAGCAUUCUGAGACACGCAUAAUCAGAAAACCCAGAAUUUCGGGCGCCAGAGUAUGCCUGUUCUCAGGUAGUGCUGUGAAUAAUAUAGUUAACAACAAAAAUCAUGACCAAAGACACGAAAAACGGAUCAAAAUUGUAUUUUAAAAUACUUAAAACGUAGAAAAAUUGGGAAUCGACUCGCAUUACCUCAAUCCCAUUCCAAUUCUUGAGGACUUCGUUUCCCAUUCCCAGUGGCCAAAUCUCAGUCCCAGCAACCCAAAUCCCAUUUUCCCAGUCUAAAAAUAGAUCAAUCCCAGUUCCCAUUUUACCCCUUCAGGGCCCUCAUCUUUGGGAUCAUGUGCUCCUGAUUUCCAUAUUCUUCAACUUUUAGGACAGACAGCUGGAUAACAUCCAUAAUUCUGAACAUUUAAUUAACAUUCAUUUGCAUUUCGUACAUAUAGUAUAAAUGUUACUUGAAAUCCAGGAUCCCAGGAAUGGCAAAUUCCUGGGAAUUUUAUUCUUACUAAGAUUAUUUGACGCACUAUCACGAUGCAUAUUUCACUUUAUUUUUAUUUGGGGUCCUUCUAUUUGCCCUCUUGCUCACCCCCUCUGGGUGCCACUGAGGACUGAAAUUAUUCCUUUUACACUGUCGUCCACGCUGCAUCCCAUUUGAAGACUUUUAUCUGGGGGGAUAUUUAUUCUGCUAUACAAAUUUUGUCGUUCAUUAUAUAAUUGCAGAUACCACAUUAUCGCCGAAAUCAUGCAAGCGACGAGCAUUCACAAUCUCAAAGGCCUACAUGUUGAUCAGACUGGUCAUGGCCAGUCAUAUGAUAAAGGUGAGAUGCUUCGAGCUCGUAAUCUCAAGCGAUAUAUCAAUCAAUGUACGGUAGCCAAAGCACAAUGCGAAAAAAGAAUCAAGAUGCUUGGCGGGCCAGACUAUACUAGCCAAAAUUCUGGGGAUGUCAAGCUGGAUGAUGGGAAUUUGUCAUCGAGACGCAAGAAGCAGGCAAAGCAACAGAAGAUAUUGACGUACGCUGAGAUUAUUGACAAUAGUUUGGCACGGAGUUAUUUCAUGCAGUUUCUUGGACAUAAUGGAGCCGAUCAUAUGUUGAGGUAAUUAGCCAUUUCCCAUUCGAGCAGAGGACUGGAUCUAGUCACUUGUUUGGAAGGACAAAAAAUAAACAAUAUGCCGAAUAUUGGGUCUAGGAAGUUUUCCUACCUUCCUAAAGUUAUUUGUGCAGCCUAUAUAUAUAUAUAUAUAUAUAUAUAUAUAUAUAUAUAUAUAUAUAUAUAUAUAUAUAUAUAUAUAUAUAUAUAUAUAUAUAUAUAUAUAUAUAUAUAUAUAUAUAUAUAUAUAUAUAUAUAUUAUGAUCGUUUUCAUAUUGACUGGAAUCCUUAGACUUAGUUAUUAUUAUCGACUUUUAUUACUUAUUUGAUAGUUAGUUAAAUUAGUUUUUUUGGUGGGUACCAGUGGUAAGGGAAUCAUGAAUUCUGUUGUUGGCUUCCCAGAUACAUUCUAUUGACUUUUGUUGUAAUUGACAAUCGACAUGUAUUAGAAAUUAAAUUAAAUUAAAUUAAAUUAAAUUAAAUUAUAAUAAGGCGUCUUUUAAUCAGAUGUUCGAUUUAAUCAUCUUUUAAUCAGCAUCUUUUAAUCAAUUAUAUAACUGACCUGCUUUUAAUGUAUAUUUAGCUCGCUCGUUGUCCCUAGCUAACUUGUUGUCCCUCCAAACAUCAACUAGACCCAGUCCUCUGCUCGAUUGGGAAAUGGCUAAUUCGUAGUGCCACAAGAUGUGUUUAUAGCACGAUGUUGACGUUCAGGGGGUGGGGGUUGUGAAAUUGGUAGCCGCGGGUUUCAGUUAAAGCUCGCAGAGCAGCACUGAUCAACGUGAGAUGUGUUGGCGACUAAGCAAAUUAAAGCAAUUUCUUUUAUUUACCUACCGUCAAAUGCCUGAUUAUCACGUAUAAUUACAAUAACAAUAUAUAUAUAUAUAUGUUUUAAUUCUAAUCUGAUAACUGUUGGUUAACCGUUGUCUGUUGCGCGAUGGUGCUUGGUGAAACCUAUACCUGUUAUAUAUAGCAUUGUAUUCAGAAGAGACAAAUUUAGAAGUCAUUAUAUCGAGCAUAAUAAAAAUCCACCUGGCUAGAACUUGGUACAUGUCGACUACAUGUCGAGGUAUCAUCAAUGACAUUUAUUUAUAAAAUGGAAAAUCAAAAGCUUGGAGGCUUAUAAAUUGGCAUGGUUUCCUUUGCAUAGGAGAAAAUUGUUACCCAACGAUUUUUACCGGAUGUAAACAUCUUACGAGAUCGGUUUCGGAGGACCUUGAAAGCUUGCCACCCUCUCAGACUCUCAAUAUACAAUAGCUUAAAGCCACCAUGUUCUCUUCAGUAUAAAUUGUUGAAAAAUGUUUGUCCGUUCGUUCUGACCAAAAGACUGAUAAAUAUAUUUCAUGUUUUAACAUUGCUUUUACCCCAAAAAGAUCGACACAAGUCCACCAGUCAAUUAACACAAUAAAUAUUUCGUUCUAUAAUAAUCUAUUUUUAAUAAUUCAAAAUUCACUUUUAGUCAUCAUUAACUAUUAUUUUAAUUUCAAACAACUGUUUGGUUCAAUGUGUAGCAUACAGCUUUCGUUUCGCAAGUACAGGAAAGAGUUUUUUAGGCAAGGAUUUUCUUGGAAAUCAUGCGUAAAAAUGUUUGGUUCAAUAUUUUCUGUGGACAUGUAAUGCUCCAAGUUUGUUGCAGACAAUGAAAAACGAGUUUCUUUCUCUGUUUGCCAGAAUUAAUAGAGUUUUAUUGUUUCUUUAGGUUUUGGAUGGCUGUUGAAAAUAUGAAGCAACUAAAGAAAGUUAAGCCAGACAAAGUUCAGGACAGUGCAAAGGAUAUCUAUAAUCUAUUCAUUGUGCCUUCUGCAAAACACGCCGUGCGCAUCGAUUCCACUCUCGUUCGGAAAAUGGAAUCCCACUUGAGUGAUGAACAAGACGAUAGUGCAUUCUUUGAAGCCCAAAUAGAAAUCUAUCAGAAAAUGGAGGAAAAAUAUUAUCGCAAGUUCGUAAUCAGCGAGGAGUACGUGCAGUACAUCUGUCAGCUCGAGUCCGCCUUAGAUCUUUUUAGGACCCAGGGGGAACAGGAUCCCAUGUUGUUAAACUGGAGUGAUGGUGCUGAAGCGUUUGACCAACAGGUGGGGAAAGUAUAUUGCGAUAACUGAUAGUUGUGUAACUAAACGUUUUGGCCAUUUGCUAAGUUAUAAACUAGUUGCUUUUCCUGAAUAAAAUUUAAUCUUCACUACAAUUUACUGAAUUUCAUUCAGCAUGCACUAAACUGAUAACAAAAAAUUGAGCUCUCAUGCAAUCAACUCAUGGGCAAACCGAAUAACUUGUUUGUAUUUAGACUUUUUAAUUCUGGGAGUGACACUAUUACCUGUGAUUUUGAAAUGUGCAAAUAUAUGUAUUAUUUUGUACUAUACAAGAUAGCAACCAAGAAGAAACUGCUAUACUUGCCUGUGACAUGCAUGUACAUUGCUUUGGCCGCGUUAAGUUACACCACUGGCCAGGAAUUAUGGAUAAUAAAAUUUGUAGAAUAUUUAAAUGUAUUCUUCAUUGUAAUGUUUGUAUAUAAUAAAGAAACUAAAAUUUCGCUUUUUAUUUAGAAGCAGCCCACGUCCGACGGUAAGUAACAAUAUAUAUUGUUGCCAUCCCAUCGAUUCCCGCCGUAGCCAAGCAAACUUUUCAGCUUGCCCGGUGUGGAUGGACACUCAGAGUAACAUCACAAACAUCAUAUUCACCUGAGUAUAUAACACCAACACACACAAAUUACGACCAAUUGAAUCAAAUGGAAAUAAAAAUCCAAGCACUAAUUAAAAUAGACACCAUUUUCUCCCAUUCGACACACUACAGGUGGUUGAGGAAUGGUCAAACGGUGUACAGCUGUUCAUAAGAACGCAAAUCAAAGCUGGUCAAUUGAUGAAUCAAAUGGACACAAUUUUAUUCCAUUCGACAAGUACCUGUACUAAUCAAAUGGUGACGAGCUGUACAUGUAGACAGCAAAGCAGAGAAAGUCGAAUGGAUCGAAUUGAUCAAAUGUGGAACAUUUUAUUUCAUUUGACGAACAUUAGUCAGAUGGGGGGGGGGGGGCAAACCCUAUGAUCACCUUUAGUGCUGGGAAUCUUAGUUCUUUGAAUAUUUUUGCCUUUUUACUUUUUAAUCGGUUUUAACCAUUUGAAAAGUAUUUUGUUCAAUAGAAUCAAAGGUCGAUUUUGGACGGUAUUGGUUAUACGUAGAUUCGUCUGAGUCCAAUAUUGAAAUUUCCAACAAAAUUGAACCCAACAAUUUCUCUUUAUAUGUAGGAAAAAAGUCUCAUUCUAUAGAGGAUAGAAAUGAAUACAUAAUCAAACAAUUGUCAAUUCUGGAUCAGAAACUUGCGUCAAAGGUAGGCUAAAAACAUCACCUUUUUUUACCUUUUUGUCAAGUUCAUCAAGUUCAAUAAAAUAUUUUGCGUUGAUGAUGUUUUGAUUCACACUAAAUAUGUCGUUUACCACAGAUUACAGUAUACAACAAUGGUAGUAUUAAAAGUUCCAGUGGCAUUCACUUCCCGAAAUAUUGCAGGGGGGAGGGGGAAUCUCUAUACUUUUUUGCCUUAUACGUUAUAUACUGUAUAGCAUGCAGUAUGUAUAUAGCCUAUAGUAUAGCGUUGUUUAACAGUUAUCCAACUAUCAUUCAAAGGUUUCAGAAAAUAUUGGGGGGGACACCCCUUCCUGGUCUCCGCCACGGCUUUAGCUAUUAUUUCUGACCAUGACUGCGAACCUGGAUUUUAAUAGACAUUAUGCAUAAUGACGUCACAAGGCUUGAUGCACGCGAGGAAUGCUGGUCUUAGUAGUCAUCGCCCGGGAAAAUUAAACAAUUCAAAAUGGCCACUAUCGAUAUUUUCCCGGGCGAUGACUACUAAGACCAGCAUUCCUCGCGGGCAUCAAGCCUUGUGACGUCAUUAUGCAUAAGGUCUAUUGCGCUAAAUGUUACUAAAUUAUCUUCUUAAAUAUGACAAUUCACAAAUGAUUUUACAUAAUAAUGCAAGUUACAGUAUUGUGGAAUUUGAACAUUUCACAUAUGAAAAUGCGCAUUUUAUAUAUGGAAUUCAGAGUUCUCAUAUGAAAUUCGAGUUUCAGUAAUUUCUCACUGCCUGUGCAGGAGUAAAGUAAAGUAAAGGUUCACAUGUGAAAUCAUACGUGUUUUCGGCUGAUUCAAACCUAUUUGUCUAUACCAAUUUCGCUGAUCUUAUGUUUCAAACUAUUUUUCAGACUCAACAGGUUGAGCUGGUGAAGAAACUGCAUGAUAUGCAUAUCCAGGUACUGAUAUAAGUUGAUGCUUUUUAGGCCUGUUUCAUACGUCGAAUUUAAUUCAGACGAAUUUAAUUCGUUAUUAAAUUGGUCAACAUUAAAAUGGUUUCGUUUCAAACGACGAAUUUAAUUCAGACGAAUUCAUUUCAAGACUAGCGCGAUCAUGGAGUACCCAAAAAUAAAAACCACGAGAUCAGAAAGAGAGAACAGACUUUAAACAUAAUUUAUGCAUUAAAUUCGACACGACGAUAACACGUCGUAUGAAACGAAGACGCGCUACAGACUUUGUAUAUCCGUCUGACUAUGGCGGAUAAAACAACUUGGGCGAAUUCAAUUCAUCAGACGAAUUUAAUUCGUUUCAUACGAUGCACUACCGUCGCAUUUAAUUCAUUCAAUUAAAUUCGUCUGAAUUGGAUUCGACGAUAGUGCGACGUAUGAAACAGGCCUUACUUUUUCGAUUAUAUAAGUAUACCUGUAUAAACCUUAUCUAUCUAAUACAACCAGCGUGAUGUUUUCUCAUGACUGAUCACUUAAUAAAAUAGUAGUGUAGUGGAAGGGGGCUCAUGGGGACUGCACCCCCUUGUUAAAAUUUUCUUCCAGUUUGGGGGAGGGGUGCCCUUAAGAUUUUUAUCAAGACAGAAAUAAUCUUUGAAAACAUAACAUAUUUCUGCGAAUUUGCUGUUAUAUAUGUUAAUACAUUUAAAACAAAGAUUUAAUGUCACACCAGUAAUUCUAUUUCUCCUUAUAUCCAGGAUGGUAUUCUGAGUUCUGACGAUUGAGCCCUAGCUGAUUAUGUCUAAUGAGCCCUAGAUUUUAUUUUCUUAUUUUAAUACGAUAUAUACUUUAAAUAAUAUUAAUAACUAUGGACUUUAUAACACCAUUUAAAAUACAGGAAAUAGUUUUUCUGAGACCCUAGAUUACCUAGAAUAACAAAAUUGCGGUGAUUCAUGCCUCAAGGCUUUCCUAGAAGGCGAUGAGUCCGCCUUGUUAAAAGUUUCGGACUACACCACUGAGUAUAAUGGUGCCCAGUUGGAAAUAGUAUGGAAAUACAAUUUCUGACAGCUACUGUACCACCUGAAAAAAUGUAAGCAAAACUUCGAUAUUUCAGUCUGGAAGUUGCUAGCGUGGGAAAAUUACAUGUGCUUUUAUACUAGUUUUAAUUGAACUCUUUAAUUGUAAGUUUUACUCAAAGUCCAAGGGUGGAAAAAAUAUUUCACUUUCUGGGACCGCAAUUUUCUGCGAAUAAUCAAGUAAAUCGACACUCGAACGCUGUAACUGUGUAACACUAUAACAAGUUGUCAAACUUAAUGUCAUGCUAUAUUAUAAGGUAUAUAACAUAAAACUAAUUUAGAUAACAUACUGUACAUCAGGGGACUGAUCCUAAGGUAAAUUUACAGAUGCCAAAAAAUGGAUACUACUGUGGGAAUUUUGGAGCAUGGUGCCCCAGAAAAUUUUGAAAAUCAGAUGUCUCAGAUUGGCUAAAAAUGUAUUUGCCAUACCACAUUUGUUACGUCAUUCUACAAUUGUACAACCAAAUUAAAUCAUAUACCUUUUCCAAGUAAAGGAUAUAUAAACCCUGGUUUCUGUAAUGGGUUCAUGAAUUCUGACGACUUUUCCAUUGCGUGGGACUCAACUAUAGCUAAUCCACUAAUUUCCACUUUUUAGGGAAAGUCACUUGAGAAGGAAAUCGAGGCGCUUAAGAAGGAGAAAUGUGAUUUAGAGGCAAGGAUGGAUCGCGCUGGUAGGUUGUGGCAUCGUGUCGAAA
This is a messenger RNA of Paramuricea clavata, 11067 nucleotides long. The record is from the annotation of a GenBank genome assembly. Lineage: Eukaryota; Metazoa; Cnidaria; Anthozoa; Malacalcyonacea; Plexauridae.